Molecule: messenger RNA, 1050 nt
Organism: Striga hermonthica
Lineage: Eukaryota; Viridiplantae; Streptophyta; Magnoliopsida; Lamiales; Orobanchaceae
Source: the annotation of a GenBank genome assembly
AUGGCCGAGAAUUUGUACACAAGUGUUCAAGAGCUGGUUGAAAAUGGCGUUGAGCUGCCCGCUGAGCGGUAUAUCUGGCGAGACAGUCAUAGUAGUGAUUUAUAUGAUGGGCCCCUCGACCCCAAUCCCCCUUUAACCGCCCAAAUCCCUGUUAUUGAUGUUGCCCAGUUGUGUUCCUCGUCGUCCGCCAUGGAUGCUCAGCUUCGAUCUGCUCUCGAGUCUUGGGGAUGCUUCCAGGCAGUUAAUCAUGGCAUGGAUAACUCUUUUCUGGAUGAAGUUCGCAGAAUUUCCAGGGAAUUUUUUCACCUGCCAAAGGAAGAGAAGCAAAAAUAUGCAAGGGCAGGGGAUGAUUAUGAAGGCUAUGGUAAUGAUUUGGUCCUUUUCGAGAACCAGCCUCUUGAUUGGACUGAUAGGUUGUAUUUAUUAGUAAGUCCUGACGACCGGCGAAAACUCCAAUAUUGGCCUGAAAAUCCAGAAUCUUUCAGGGAAAUGUUUAGCGAGUAUAUAGCAAAGAUGAGACAGCUUCAAGGACAACUCCUUAAGUCAGCUGCAAGGUCACUAGGCUUAUCAGAGGAUGCCUUUGUGAAUGUAUUCGGCGAAAGAGGGACAAUGUACACAAGAUUCAACUACUAUCCUCCAUGUUCGAGGCCCGAUCUCGUUCUCGGGCUCAAGCCGCAUGCUGAUGGGUCCGGCAUAACUAUACUCCUGCAGGACAAAGACGUAAAAGGCCUUCAGCUUCUAAGAGACGAUAAGUGGUUUUGGGUUCCUAUAAUGCCGCAUGCAUUGGUCGUCAACAUAGGGGAUCAGCUAGAGAUAAUAAGCAAUGGGAUAUUUAUAAGCCCUAUACACAGAGCAGUUACAAACCCGGACAACGAGAGGAAUACAUUGGCUGUGUUCUGCUCUCCGGAUCCUGAUAAAGAUAUCCAGCCAUUGGAGGAGCUUGUCGAUGAACAAAAUCCGAGUCUGUUCAAGAAAGUAAGAGACUAUCCCAGUACUUAUUUUAACUACUAUCAGCAGGGGAAAAGGCCGUUAAAUGCUGUUAGAAUCUAG